Papaver somniferum (opium poppy) is the source of this 2402-nucleotide messenger RNA. RefSeq names its product pentatricopeptide repeat-containing protein At1g08070, chloroplastic-like. The record is from RefSeq and is a predicted model, not a curated record. The transcript has a single exon. Gene Ontology annotation, biological process: RNA modification. The coding region runs from base 80 to 1792 and encodes 570 amino acids. Gene Ontology annotation, molecular function: RNA binding; protein binding. Lineage: Eukaryota; Viridiplantae; Streptophyta; Magnoliopsida; Ranunculales; Papaveraceae.
GUAGUCCCAAUUGCCAAUACUCUCCGAAGGGUGAGGAAAGUUCCUCCCUACUCUACUCAUAAGAAGGAUCGAGAGAUCCAUGAUGCAGAAACUGUAUGGUUUGAAAGAUUUGAAGCAAAUCCACGCCACCAUCGUCAAAACUUCAAUUCCCCAAGAUUACUCAUUUCAACUUAGCAAACUUAUUGAGCUCUCUGCUCUUUCUUGCAACCGUGGUUGCUUCUUAUACGCCCAUAAGCUAUUUUCGCAAAUUCAAAACCCGAAUUUGUUUAUUUACAACACCAUGAUACGAGGAUCACUAAUCAACAAACAAUCCAAUGAAGCUACUCUCUUGUACAUACAAAUGCGAAAACAAAAUAUACUUCCCAACAACUUUACAUUUCCAUUUGUUCUUCGUGCAUGUGAAGAACAGUUUGAGCUUAAAAGAGGAGAAGAAGUUCAUGGUUGCAUUUUGAAAACUGGGUUCGGUUCGAAUCUGUUUGUUUUAACUACCCUUUUGAACAUGUACUCAUUAUGUGGAAGAUCCUCAGGAGCUUCUACCAAGGUAUUUGAAGAAAUGCCUGUGAAGGAUGUUGUUUCUUGGAAUAGCAUGAUUUCUGGACAUUUAAGGCAUGGGGAGCUUGAAUUGGCGAGAAAGUAUUUUGAUAUGGCGCCGGAUAAGAGUUUGGUCUCAUGGAACUCGAUGGUUGCUGGUUAUGCUAACUUGGGGAAUAUGAUAGAAGCAGAGAAAUUUUUUAUGGAAAUGCCGGCUAAGGACGCAACUUCUUGGAAUUCUUUGAUCAGUGGGUACGUCAAGGUAGGGGAUGUUAUAUCUGCUGAAAGAUUAUUUGAGAGGAUGCCUGAGAGAGAUGUGGUUUCUUGGACCCUCGUGAUUGAUGGCUGUGUUAAAAAUGGUCACCAUGAUCGUUCUUUAAACCUCUUUCACCAAAUGCAGCUCGCUGGAGUUGAACCCAGUGUCAUAACUCUAAUAAGCGUUCUCACUGCUUGCGCCAAUUUGGGUGCACUUGAGUUGGGGAGAUGGAUUCACUGCUAUAUAGAAAAGAGAGAAUUCACAUUAGACAAUAAACUUGGCACUGCAUUAAUAGACAUGUAUGCGAAAUGUGGUGACAUUGGAAAGGGUUUAGAGGUUUUCUCCUCACUGGAAUGCGGGAAAGAUGUGAUCACGUGGACUUCAGUUAUUGUAGGAUUAGCCAUGAAUGGAAAAUGCAGAGAAGCUCUAGAUUUUUUCACCUGUAUGGUGAUGGAAGGAAUCAAACCCGAUGAGAUCACUUUUGUAGGAGUCCUAUGUGCUUGUUCUCAUCAAGGUUUUGUCAAUGAAGGACGGCAAUAUUUUGAUUCUAUGAUGAAAGAGUACAACCUCAGGCCUAGAAUUGAGCAUUAUAGUUGCAUUAUUGAUCUGUUUGGACGGGCAGGUUUGCUAGAAGAGGCUAAAGAUUUAGUUGAAAAUAUGCCUUUCCAGGCAGAUUCAGUUAUUUUGGGCUCUCUUUUUGCUGCCUGUCAAACUCAUAAGAAUGUGGAAUUGGGGGAACAGGUGAUGGAACUUCUUGUAGAGAUUGAACCCGAGAACAAAGGAAAUUAUGUGAUCUUAUCAAACAUAUAUGCUGUGGCAGGUAGAUGGGAAAAUGUUGCUCAAGUGAGAAAAAAGUUAAAAGAGAAAGGUACGAGAAGAGUACCUGGGUGCAGCUCCAUUGAAGUUGAUUACCAAGUUCAUGAGUUUCUUUCAGGUGAUAGGUCACACUCGAGAUCCAUGGAAAUCUUUGAGAUGCUUGAUCUGUUGAGGGGUUAUGAUAAAUGAAAAACCGGGAAGCUGCAGUUCGGAUCAAAUCAAGAUAAUCAGUCACCAGAUGAAACAGCGUUUUCCUCCUACUGUCCGCACUCACUUUGUGAGACUCUAAUCCUUCUCUACCAAUCUUUCAAUUCAAACAAUUUGGUAGUCAGAACGUCAUUCUCCUAAUUAAGCAAACCUAAAAUGAUGAGGAAACUAGCUCACCAAGGUUUAGCAAGGAACUACAAAACCUGUAUCUAUCCAUUAUUUGACGUUUGCAACCUGCCAAUUAGUGGGGAAGAUUAGAGCUAGUUGCUCAAGAUAUACGUUUGGCAGUAUCCUGCACAUCAUAACUGCUGGUGAAGAAGGCAGAGAAUGGAUGCUGGAGAGGUAAGAAAGCAUGACUAAACAGAUUCAAAUCGCUUCAAAUAUUUUUGGACUUCGCAGAGCACAAUAUGCAGGCUUUUGGUAUCAGAUGCUCAAAUUGUUGUCUGAAAAACUGGCAUCACGGAAAAUUCAUGCUCUCUAGGCGAUCAGUAGUUAGCAAAUGUGAAGAUAUUUUUGAGUCAGUGUCAGGUUUUGAUACCAAAUCAACUGGCUAGAUGCUGAUGUUCAUUAGUUGCAAAGGACUCGCAGAUCU